This is a messenger RNA of Penicillium brasilianum, 1668 nucleotides long. The record is from the annotation of a GenBank genome assembly. Lineage: Eukaryota; Fungi; Ascomycota; Eurotiomycetes; Eurotiales; Aspergillaceae.
AUGAGCGACCGCUACGCGAACAUAGGAUUCGACGACUUCCGCACCGAGACGGCGCCUCUAGCUAAUGCGGGACUCGCCCAGGGAUCGCCGCUGUCACCUAUCCUAUUCGCAUUCUUCAACGCCGACCUGGUUGACCAACCCGUCACUUUCUACGGGGGUGCUUCGGCAUUCAUCGACGACUAUUUCCGCUGGCGAGUAGGCCGAUCGGCCGAAGAGAAUUUGGCCAAACUACAGUCCGAGGACAUCCCCCGGAUCGAAGCCUGGGCGCGACGAACUGGGUCUGCCUUCGCCGCUGAGAAAACCGAGCUCAUCCACCUCACCAGGAGGCGAGGUAAUCAUCUACAAGGCCAGAUAGUGGUAAAUGGGACAGUGGUCUCGCCGUCCCCUACAGCUAAGCUCCUGGGCGUGGUCUUCGACCAGGAGCUCCGGUGGAAGGAACAUGUGCAGCAGGCCAUCAAACGCGCAACCAAAACCACCAUCGCACUGUGUGGACUACGACACCUGCGCCCAGAACAAAUGCGACAGCUUUACCAAGCAUGCGUCACGCCGGUCGUCGACUACGCGUCGACCGUGUGGUUCGACCCGUUGAGAGACAAGACACAUCUGAGACACCUGAACACGGUGCAGAGAACCUCGCUGAUCCGCAUUCUGUCGGCAUUCCGAACCGUGGCCACAACGGCCCUGGAGGUAGAGGCGCAUAUCCUCCCCACCCAUCUUCGUCUUCGCCACCGAGCCCAGCGCACCAUCGCCGAUCUUCACACGCUACCUCGGGAACACCUGAUCUGGCACGCCCUCACCCGUGCCCAGAAACGCAGAAAUAACAUCGGAUCGUACGCUCGCUUUCCACUUGCGGAAGCGCUGAAGACCAUGAACGUCGAGAGACUCAGCGAACUUGAAACAAUUGACCCACGACCGCUACCACCGUGGCGCCUAGACUCUUUCACAGAGAUUGAAAUUGGCUCAGAUCGAGACGCCGCGAGGGAAUACGCCGAGGCCGUCCGCUCAGCAUCGGACAUAGUUGUCUACUCGGACGCCUCCGGUCGCGACGGUCUCCUGGGGGCAGCCGUUGUGGUACUGAACGAUAGUAUGGAUGUAGUCGAAUCCCAACAGGUUCAGGUGGGACCGAUGGACCGUUGGUCGGUCCACGUGGCCGAGCUUAUCGGCAUCUUCCACGCGAUCGGCAUGGUCUUUCAAGUAGCGCACCACCGAAUAGGCGUGGAAGUCCCAGGGACGACCGCGACAAUCCUCUGCGACAGCAGGUCGGCGCUACAAGCGAUUCAGAGCGUAAAGAAGAAGUCGGGACAAGGAAUUGUUCACGCAAUCCACCUAGCCGCCACAGAGGUCCGAGCCGCAGGGAUCAUGUUGCGCCUUCAGUGGGUGCCAGGACACUGUGACGACCCCGGAAAUGACGCCGCGGACCGAAUGGCGAAGGAAGCUGCUAGCCCGGGCAAAUCCCACCCGUUCCGACCGCUACUCUCGAGGGAGAGGGCGUUUAUUCGCAGUAACAUCAUCACUCAGUGGGAACAGGAAUGGAGAUCAGCCAGUAAAGGCGGCCAUCUCCGGAAGAUCGAUAACUCUCUGCCGUCGGCAUACACCAGGAAGUUAUACGGAAACCUGGCCAGGGGCCGGGCAUAUUUGUUGACUCAACUACGCACGGGCCACAAUUAG